CUCCUCGCUCUCCACUCAAUCCUCUUUAUCAUCUUGUCAUCCUCAUGCCCCCACGAGGGCGAGGCCGCGCAACACGCACCACUGCGCGCGCCUCAAACUCCAUCUCUCACACACAAGACUCGCUCCAGCUCCAAGACUCUGACCUCUCCAGCGCACCCCUCACAGGUCAUCACAACCUGGUCCUCGCGCACUCCGGCGCGCCCACCGAUGCCGAGUUCCGCACAGCCCAUCUUACUGGCCUCGAGGCCAUCUCUGAUGCGACCAACGCGUUGCGUAAGCCGCUCAUCCCCGUCCGUCCGUGGAGGCGCCUCUGGGAUCCCAGCACUUCACACCAUCCGCAUCACUACAAUGCUGUCGCGAGCUCUGAUGGCGUCGAGUGGCGGUCAGCCCCGCUAGCGUAUCCCUGUUCAUGCAAUCUCCCAACGUGGUCGUGCGUGUACGCUCCGCCCUUCUUACCACCCACAGCGCGCGAUCUGCCGGCUCUUCCACCACACCCCGAUAUUGGGCACCUGCCCCGUUUUGGCAGUGAUGUUCCAGACUGGUCUGACUUUGGCACGGAGGGCGACCUCGACCCGGCACUCGAUGACAUGGCCGAGUUCGAGCUGGUGUGGCCGACAGCAACCCCGUGGCGAAGAGACAAGGGCAAGGGGCGCUCUGCGCCCAGCUCGCCACGAUUCGUGACCCAGUGCUCGCCCUCGUCACAUUUCUGUGAUCGUCCCUCACCUCCGUCCUCGCUGAACUCUGCUGUGGACUCUCGCUCCAAGAAGCGCCCGCCUUCGUCUUCGUUCAAGCACCCACCACGGCGCGAGCGCAUUCUACCGCCCUCGCCGCCUGGUGUUCACCGCGCUCCACCUUCCUCCGCGCUGUCGACACCCUCAAGAAAAGAUCUUCCCCUCCCCAAUGACUACGUCAAGGACGCACGCGUGCGCCGUGCUUGGUGGCGAGAUACCGUGACUGUCGGUUGUGGUGCGUUUUGGAAAUGCAUCUCCCGGCCAGUGUAUCCUGCCCCUGCCAUUCGCCGGCCACCCCUCCUCGAGCGCGACGAUGCUUUUCGUCCGCCGCGCAAUCUCGCAAGUUUGAAUCACCCACUGCACCCGGAUGUGGCCCACUACUGCAAGCAUGCCCGGGCGAGGGUGUACUGGUUGAUUCCCAUCCAUGGACCCGUGAUCAUACCUGGCCUCGAGGAUCCCGUGACAAAUGAUUCGGCGCGGCCAUGGGCGUCGCGUGCCGAAUUUGAUGCCAGGGCGAGCGAAUCAUCGCGCUCCAAACCCAUUGUGGUGAGAUGGACUCCAGCUCUCCUCAACGCUUUCCUCAAAGAGCGGUUCGAACCUGCAUGGCGCGACCCCUCGCAGUACGGAGCGCUCCACCUGGCCUUCUCUGGCCCCAAGCCCGACCCUUAUCUCGCGUUGCCGCCCUCAGCACCGCUCGCAGCGCACCAAUACGUCCCACCCCAUGCGAGGGAGCGGACCCCGGUCCGCGUCGAGGUUGGCGAUCACUUGCGGAUCUAUUGUGACGCCGCGCUCGCACUGAGCAUCCGCACGUGGUUGCACUGGUGGGAGACGGAGGGUCGGAGGCCUUUUGAGGGGGCGCGCUUUGCAUUGAUCGGUCCCAGAGGAGAGGUGUUAGUCGUGGCAUAGCCGUGUAGCCUUUAGUUUGUGACUUUACUGUAUCGUCCGGUUAUUAUCAGUUUGUUGAGGCUGAUGUGAUGGCACGU
Cutaneotrichosporon oleaginosum is the source of this 1714-nucleotide messenger RNA. RefSeq lists its product as uncharacterized. The record is from RefSeq and is a predicted model, not a curated record. NCBI's taxonomy places the organism in Eukaryota, Fungi, Basidiomycota, Tremellomycetes, Trichosporonales, Trichosporonaceae.